Durusdinium trenchii is the source of this 1077-nucleotide messenger RNA. The record is from the annotation of a GenBank genome assembly. Lineage: Eukaryota; Dinophyceae; Suessiales; Symbiodiniaceae.
AUGGGAAAGCAAGGAAAGAGAAAGUUGAAGGGUGACGCAGGUGACACAAAGAUUCAGAGGCGCUUGAGCAAGCGGAGAAGGGCGACCAAAAAGGGCAACCCAUCAGAUGAUGAAGGUCUCGGUGACGAUGAGAACCUGACUGCUGCAGACCUUGAUGUGGAUGCUGUCAAAGCAGAGGCAGCUGCACAAGCUGAGCAAGAGAAGGAUGCUCCACAGGAUCAACAGGAAGAACCGCCAGAAAAGGCUGAUCCGUAUCUCAUGGCAGACGCAACGUACAUCCAAAAGGAUACGCGUUGGCGCAACAAGCAGCGAGCCUUGGUCUUUUGCAGCCGUGGCGUCACUGCAAGGUUUCGGCACCUCUGCGACGACAUUCGCAAGAUGUUGCCGCACCACAAGACGGAGCCGAAGUUUGAGAAAAGAUCCAAUUUCAACGAGAUCAACGAGAUUUGCGAGUUGAAGAAUUGUAACAACGUGGUUUUCUUUGAAGCUCGGAAGCGCGAAGACUUGUACAUGUGGGUUGGCCGAGUUCCUUCCGGGCCCAGCAUAAAGUUCCAGGUGCUCAACGUUCACACAACACAAGAGGUAAGGCUGGCUGGAAAUUGUCUUCUGGGCUCACGCCCAAUUCUGUAUUUUGACAAGAACUUCGGCCAGCUCUCUUACUUGAAGCUCAUGAAGGAGUUGUUUAUUCAGGUCUUUGGGACUCCUCGGAAUCAUCCCAAGAGCAAGCCAUUUCACGACCACAUUAUGUGCUUCUAUUGGCUUGAUCGUAAGAUUUGGUUCAGACAUUAUCAGAUCUCUCCAGAGACACCAGACGACGCGGACAAGCCAGAAAAGCAGGUUCUAACAGAGAUUGGGCCACGCUUCGUCUUGGAUCCCAUCCGCAUUUUCGCUGGGAGUUUCAGUGGACAGACCUUGUAUCUUAAUCCACACUACAUGACCCCUACAGCUUUACGGGUGCAGGCACGAAAGUUGCUGAAGAAUCCCUAUGUGAAGAAGCUGGAAGACAAGGAGAAGUUGAAGCAGAGAAAGGAGGAGAAUGAGCUUUCGGAAGACCCUGUAGAUGAGACAUUCGAGUGA